AUGGACACUGUCGAUACAGACACAGCAGCGGCGAGUGUCAAUGAACUUCGAUUUGGCCAGUGCACCCCACCAAAAGUUAGUGUGAAGUCACAGGACUCGUUGUUUCUGAUCACUUACUCCAAUAUUCAGCAGCCGUUGGUGCAGGCGUCUUUAGCGGACCGUUACCCUUCAUUGAAGAAGCUCAACAUCUUACUUUACAUUGACAUCCCUACGAUUGACUAUUACAAUGAUGAGAUGACUCAUAACAAGCUUUCUAGGCUGAAUAGGCGGUUAAAGCUGCAUCGGUUGAAGAACUCGAUUGCGCAGAGCUUCUCCAAUACGUCUAGUGCAGAGGAAAAUGAUAAGUUUUGGGAGGACCUGAAAAAAUUGAUUGAAAGGCGCAAUACACCUGAGAAUAAGUUUGAUCUGAAUGUCCUGGUCUCCUCUUCUGGUUCGUUACGUUACGUGGAGACGAUAAGAUUUUUAGUUGAGAAGCUGUUCUACUCUUUCAAGAGUCUGUAUGUGCAAAGGAAGUUGAAUUUGACUUUUCAGAUCAACGUUUCACCCACUUCUCUUAAGUGGUUUUCUACCUUCCUAAAUGUAGAAUUGCUUAAUUUGAAGAUUAUCAAUUGGAAGAAUAUUGGAUCUUUUACUAAGACGAUUCAGAAUUCCAAGUCACUGCCGUUCAAAGAGUACUAUACCAAGCUGAACGAAAAAUUUACCAGCUCUACCGACAACCUUGUAAGCAUGCAAGACCAGACGGUCCUGGACUCCAUAGUUAUUGUCACAAACAGCACAGGGGUGAAGGCCCUUCUGACUCUGUUGUCGGACCACCCCCUCACUAGUCUUAUUUCGCAGGAAUCAAUAAAGGCCUUACACGAAUAUUCAGACGCUAUCAACGAAGAUAAAAACGACGACCAGAUCAAUACAAGUUUAAAAAGAAACUCCUCGUCGUUGUUGAACUUCCAGAAUUCGGUUUUAACUUCUAACAAGGAUAAAUCCGUUAGAAUCAGAUCACUCUCCCUUAAUAGAAAAUCCAAUAGAGCACAUAUGUUCAAGACAAACGAAUCCAUCACAACCAUUCCAUCAACAACAGUAAACAAUCUGAUCGGCCAAGAAUUUAAUCUACGCAAGCAGCCUUCGGCCACCGCAUUACAUUUACAAUCGCAUUUGCAUCCGCAUUCUCGUUCACACUCUUACUCCAGCUCCAAUAUGUCAAGAUCUCCAUCUCCUUUCCCCUACGGAAAAACACCAUCAAGCGACGAACUAGUCUAUGACGAAUUGAAUAAUCAAAUCAACGAGGUACAAGACCGUGCUAAAAAUGAAGAGAUCGCCCUGUAUAACAACAAUAAUUAUGACUAUUUUGCAGAGGAACGAGGAGAACAGGGACAAGGCAGAACUUCAUACGUAGAUGAUUAUGGCUACAACGAGGGCGAAGAUCAUAAUGAAGGUGACUACGACCAUGAAGAUGAUGAUGUAGAAGAAGAUGAAGAAGAAGAUGAAGAAGAAGAAGAUGAUGAUGAAAGUGAUGAUGAAGGCCUGAGCUUUUAUGCCCCAAGUAUUCUCUCUCGCUCUGGUUCAAGCACAGACAUCUUAUCCACAGGAAUGGAUACUACAACAAAAAAAUUAAGGGAGAAGAGGGGUAGGUUCAGAUCCUUGAGUUUAAUGGACCCUGCUUUGCAAAAGCCGUUCAACCAGAAAUUUACAAACAAUCAACAAUUUGACCCUGCUAGAGCAAAGCCUCCUAAAAGAUCAAACUCUUCAAACCAUUUUACAAAUGUCUACGUACACGAUGGUGAUUUUGACGAAACUGACACUAUUAAUAACAAGAAGAACUUAUCAUCCGCAACCCUCAUAAAAAGAAAAACUUUGAUGAACAGAAACUUGACUCCCUCUAUUAGUAAUGGUUUGAUACCUCCGGAAUUUAUAUCCCGAAUAUCCACACCUUCCACAAGCGCAAGCAGUUCAAACUCUUCAUUGAACGACAUGUCCACAGUAUCAAAUGUAUUUUCAAAACUAUUAAAUGAUACAAGUAAGAAGCAGAAAUUCUUGAAUUCACCCGUUCCACAGCAUACGCAACAACCAUCUCCAUUACUAAUGAGAAAUGAUUCAAACAAUAACUUGUUAUUUGAAAAAAACUUGAUUAACAAAUCAUUUGAAGAAUUAAGAAGGCAACCCUCAGCCAACCUUUUCAGCACUUUGAUGAAUGGUAACAUGGAAAAAAAUGGCCUAGCACUAAACUUCAAAUCUAGAACGCCGACAGAUACGUUGAUGACCAAUAGCAUCAAAAAUAGUAACAACGAGAGUCAUAGGCUACUAAAUCUUGAGGAAGAAGACCAAAUCAUGUCUGGAGCAGCCACUAAAGAAUUCGAUGACGAUGACGACUCGACUAAUAGCACAAUCGUACCGAGUCAUCCAGACAAUGACAACUAUAACGAUAACGACAACAAUACAGGUAUAAAUUCCAACAGUUUCAAUCUAAAUCUUUAUGAUGACAAUGGUAAUAUAGGCUUUACAGAUGCAACAUCCUCACACUCGAAUUCUACAGUUACCAAACCCGUCUAUAAAAAAGCCGUCACUUUGGAUUUAUAUGGCGAAGACGAUAUGGAUAAUAUGGGAGGAUGGGUACUAGGAGGCAAUGCUCGAUAA
Saccharomyces mikatae IFO 1815 is the source of this 2628-nucleotide messenger RNA. RefSeq names its product Snd1p (gene SND1). The transcript has a single exon. NCBI's taxonomy places the organism in Eukaryota, Fungi, Ascomycota, Saccharomycetes, Saccharomycetales, Saccharomycetaceae. Bases 1 to 2628 code for a protein of 875 amino acids. The record is from RefSeq and is a predicted model, not a curated record.